Messenger RNA from Scaptodrosophila lebanonensis, 1014 nucleotides. RefSeq lists its product as uncharacterized. NCBI's taxonomy places the organism in Eukaryota, Metazoa, Arthropoda, Insecta, Diptera, Drosophilidae. The transcript has 3 exons. The record is from RefSeq and is a predicted model, not a curated record. Bases 36 to 638 code for a protein of 200 amino acids.
GUAAUCGUAACAUGUAAGACAACAUAAAAUAGAAAAUGCUGAGGAAUUUACAACGAAUAAAAGCACUCAGAGCAUUAGCACCGGCUGCCGAGAAGACACAAUAUCCAACCACAACAGCCACAAAUAUUUUAAGACUUCAAUUUCCAACAACUACAACCGGGCAACAAUAUGGAAAUUUAUACACAAGCCGCAUAUUGCACAAAUACGACAAGAAAUCCUCUAGAGCAACAGAACAUAUAGACAGCGAUGAUGAUGACGAUGAAGAUUUUAAAGAUGAACGUGACUCCAAGGUAGUCAAGGCGAAGGUGAAUUCACUGCGCGCCGAUUUACUUGUAAAGUCGGGUUUGGGCAUGGCCAGAAACAAAGUCGAGUUAGUGUUCUAUGAAAGCAAAAUACGUGUCAAUGGCAAGAAGUUACAAAAGAAGAGUGUACAGCUCAAUGUAGGCGAUGAAAUUGAUGUCAUACGCGGCUUUAGCCAAACAAAUCCCUCCCAUUUAGUUGUAUCGCGUGUCGUCAUACUCGCCGCUAAUGAACACGAUGAGGGUCUCAGCGUACAACUGCGUCGUUACAAGGCACUGCUGAUUGAUAAUUAUAGUGGAUCAAAUGCCUACAAAUCCUCGGAGCCAACUGUGCACUAAAUACCAAAAGUUAAGGUCAAUAAGUCACAUCUUAUUUUUAAAUCAUUUGCUAGGCUUAUGCCAAGCUCAAAAAUCGUAAUGAUGUGAGUUUGAGGUUCGCUCAAACAGGCAGGGCUUAAAUGGGGUUAUGAUGAAGUUCUUUCUAUGACAAUAAUUUGAGAAUUUUGAUAAAUUCGUAUGAAAAUGUUGCGCCCAUCUAUGUAAAGCUUAAGCUCUAAGCUCGACAACAAAAUUCACGAUUAAGAGCAACGCAUGAACCUAGCAUGUGUGUUUUGUAUGAAAUAAAAUUGUUCUAGUUUUAUAUGCCACAUGUACAUUACACUUAGUUAAUCAAUGAACUCGUGCUUAUCAGCGUUUUACGUUGACGCCCAGCGUA